GACGAGCCGGUAUAUCGACAUCGUAUGUUUGUUCUCGCUUGACAUUACGUUAGAUGCCGGAGAAAUGUAUAAAAGAUUUUGACUUGAGCGAGUAACCAUCAGUUGCUCAUCAGGUAGCCAAGAAACCAAACCAAAAAAUAAAAUGAAACUCAUCGUAGUUGUGUUCGCCCUGGUGGCAGUAGCUGUCGCAGCCCCCCCAGAGCCACCAAAGAUCCUACGCAGCGACUUCAACCAGGAGCCUCAAGGAGGAUAUGUAUUCAGUUUUGAAACCGAAGAUGGCAUUACUCGUAACGAGAACGGCGAGGUGAAACAAGUUCUUGAUGAGGAGAAUAAGCCGCGUGAUGUUGUCAUAGUGCGUGGAUCCUACACCUACACGGACCCUGAAGGAAAACCCGAGACUGUGAACUACUACGCUGAUGAAACCGGCUUCCACGCCGAAGGGGCCUCCAUCCCGAAACCUGCAAGAAAGUAAAAAGCGACAUCUAUUGUUUAUGACAUAAUCGAUUAUUCGAAAUUACAGUCUUGAAUAAUGGAUUAUGCCAAAUAGUCUAUUGGCUAAGGCUGAUAGAUAUAAGUACUAAUGCCAAGUAUGUGCGUCGAUGCAUCCGCCGCAUAUUGUUGCUUGUUAUUAUUAUAACAGAUGCACACUGCCAUAUUUUUUACGUUUAUGUAUGUCAAUAUUUUGUUAAGUUUUUUUUUACGAAAUCGGAAUGUAAAUAAAUUUUGAUAUAAAUUAA
Molecule: messenger RNA, 737 nt
Organism: Galleria mellonella (greater wax moth)
Lineage: Eukaryota; Metazoa; Arthropoda; Insecta; Lepidoptera; Pyralidae
Product: larval cuticle protein 1-like
Exons: 3
Coding region: 143-472 (109 amino acids)
Cellular component (GO): chitin-based extracellular matrix
Molecular function (GO): structural constituent of chitin-based larval cuticle
Source: RefSeq, a predicted model, not a curated record